Molecule: messenger RNA, 1518 nt
Organism: Lasiodiplodia theobromae
Lineage: Eukaryota; Fungi; Ascomycota; Dothideomycetes; Botryosphaeriales; Botryosphaeriaceae
Product: Pantothenate transporter
Exons: 4
Coding region: 1-1518 (505 amino acids)
Biological process (GO): transmembrane transport
Cellular component (GO): membrane
Molecular function (GO): transmembrane transporter activity
Source: RefSeq, a predicted model, not a curated record
AUGGCGACGUCUACCCCCGAAAUCGCCCUGGACGAGAAGCGCGAUGUCGAGCACAUCGACCAGGAAGAAUUCGGCCAGCACAUGCACAUCCCGAAGAGAGAGGCGCCGCCUUUGGUGCGCGACCUGUCGCCCGAGGAGAGGGCCGAAAUGGAGAAGAAGCUGCGCCGCAAAAUCGACCUGCGUCUGAUGCCAAUGGUUAUCAUCAUGUACAUUCUCAACUACAUUGAUCGCAACAACAUUGCCGCAGCUCGCCUGUCCGGCAUGGAGGAGGACCUCAAUCUGAGCGAGAGUCAAUACCUGACAUCCGUCAGCAUUCUGUUCGUCGGUUACCUCCUUAUGCAGGUCCCUUCCAACCUGUACCUGAACAAGAUUGGCCUGCCCGCCAUCUACCUUCCUGCCUGCAUGAUCGUUUGGGGCGUCAUCUCCACUGCCACCGCAGCCUGUCAAAACUUCGGCGGCCUCGUCGCAUGUCGCUUUUUCCUGGGCUUCGUCGAGGCUGCCUACUUCCCGGGCUGCCUGUUCUUCCUCUCGUCGUGGUACACUCGCAAGGAGCUGGGCCUGCGCACUGCCAUCCUCUACUCCGGCGCUCUCAUUUCCGGCGCCUUCUCCGGUCUGAUUGCUGCCGGCAUCAGGGGCAAUAUGGACGGCGACCGCGGCCUACGCGCCUGGAGGUGGCUGUUCAUCAUCGAGGGUGCCGCCACCAUCUUCAUCGCCUCCUUUGGCUUCUUCAUUCUUCCCAACUUCCCGCGUACCACCAAGUGGCUCACCGAGCAGGAGCGCCAGCUGGCUGUCUGGCGCCUGCAGGAAGACAUUGGUAUGGAUGAUUGGACGGGAACUGAGGACCAGAGCCUGUGGACUGGCUUCAAGCUGGCGUGCAUGGACGUCAAGAUGUGGGUCCUCAUGGGACUUCUCUUCGGAAUUGUCAGCGCCGGCAGCGUCACCACAUUCUUCCCGUCUGUUGUCGAGACGAUUGGCUAUGGCCAGGUUGAGACGCUACUUCUGACUGCGCCUCCGUACUGCCUGGCCGUCAUCACUACGGCCUUGAACGCAUGGCACGCCGACAAAACCGGCGAACGCUACUUCCAUGUCGUGCUCCCCAUCUGUCUGGGCAUCGCGUCUUUCAUCCUCGCCGCCGCGACGCAUUCCACUGCGCCGCGCUACGUCGCCAUGAUGCUGAUGGUGUCCGGCGUCUACACCGGCUACGUCGUCGUGCUGGCCUGGAUCUCCAACACGAUUCCGCGCCCACCCGCCAAACGUGCCGCCGCCCUCGCCUUCAUCAACGCUGUGUCCAACAGCUCGUCCAUUUGGACCUCGUACCUGUACAUCAACCCGCCGGGCUAUGUCAUCGCCUUCUCCGUAGACUGCGCCAUGCUCGGUUUGGCCGCCAUCUGCGCGACCAUACUGCGCUUCAUCCUGGUGCGUCUGAACAAGAAGCUGGACCGGGGCGAGCACGUCGAGGGUGCCAUCAACGCCGUUCCGGGCCAGGCUGCAGACAGGGGAUUCCGCUUCUUGGUGUAA